This is a messenger RNA of Bolinopsis microptera, 691 nucleotides long. RefSeq names its product DDB1- and CUL4-associated factor 8-like. Bases 197 to 691 code for a protein of 164 amino acids. The record is from RefSeq and is a predicted model, not a curated record. Lineage: Eukaryota; Metazoa; Ctenophora; Tentaculata; Lobata; Bolinopsidae. Gene Ontology annotation, cellular component: cytoplasm; Cul4-RING E3 ubiquitin ligase complex. The transcript has 5 exons. Gene Ontology annotation, molecular function: protein binding.
AGCCAUGAUAGUCCCAGGAAUGACCGACUUAUUUUCGGUGAUUGAUUUCCCGACUCCAUAGUUACCAUGAUUCACAAACUUCUUUAUGAACGCAGUCUCAACGAACUUAUAGGCAAUAAGAGCCGGCUCCAGAAGGAAUGUAUCAGUAGUCUGGGUUUUAUCAAGAGGUUUGGACUUCACACCGAGUUGCAGUGUCAUGAUGGGUGUUAACUCACUCUCCUUCAACCACACAGGGGACAGAGUGAUUAGUGGAAGUGAUGACACGUGCAUCUGUAUGACAGAUAUUGUGGAGGGUAAAACUAUUCUUACUCACAGAACGGGACACUUUAGCAAUAUCUUCCAGACAAAAUAUGUGCCUAAUGUAGAGAACGAGAUGGUAUCAGCAGCACGUGACGGCAGUGUAAGACACUACCACAUCAGUUCAGGGGACCGGGUAACAGAGCGGGAACUUACUAAGCACUCCGGAGCAACUCACAAGCUAUGUGUCAACAACAGAAACGAAGUGCUGAGUGCAGGCGAGGAUGGCUGUGUUGCACAGACGGACAUGCGGACAGACAAGAGUAAUGUGAUUGUUGAGCAAGACAAAGCAUUGUACUCUAUUGAUACGGACUACAAUAACUACAUCAUACUCUCUGGGGUUUGUGGGCUGGGAAAAUGGGCAGUUCUUAUGAAAAAUAUGGCAAAAAUCUAG